UAUGUUAAAUUUGUUCAUGCCAACAGUAACUGUUAGCUAUCUUCAUGGCUAACAGUGGAACAAAUCAUUCAAGCGUCAUUCGGACAAGAGUUAGCUACAUCAACAUGCCUGGUUUCAGUGUGAAAAAGCUCGAUGUUAUAUCGGCUGAACUUACUAAAUGCCGUCGAGGGACGAAGCGCAAAGCGGAGGUUCAGGUGGAGGAGGAGAAACCAUCCGUGGAGGAGGAGGUGGAGAAAGGAGAGGAGGAGAACGGCCAGCAAGGCCAAAGGGUGGUCAUUGAGCACUGUAAGAGCUGACGAGUGUAUGGGCGUAAUGCUGAGGAGGUGAAAUCUGCCCUCCUGGCUGCCUGCCCUGAACUGACUGUGGUGCUCAACCCAGAGAAACCCCGCAGGAAUAGCUUCGAAAUCACUCUGCUGGAUGGAGGCAAAGAAACAUCUCUGUGGACUGGAAUAAAAAAGGGUCCACCACGUAAGCUGAAGUUUCCUCAACCUGAUGUUGUAGUUGCCACUCUACAGGAGGCUCUGAAGGCAAAGUAGACGCCCACUGAAGCCAAGCGUUCAGAAGAUGUGGCCCAUGGAAGCAGAAUGAUGAGGAGUGACCAAUGGGAUGUUCUCAGUCCCUCCUCUGAUGAUCCCGGCUCCAACAGCUCACAUUUUCUGGAGACAUGCUGACACCUAGUGGAGCGACUCUGAACCGACAUAUUUCUCAGAUGCAUUAUCCUGCUGACCUGAAAGUGUUUAUUUCCCAUUUCACAACAGUUAAUCGUGCUUUUAUAUCUGUUUUUGAUAAAUAAAGUUUUCAUUUUGUAAUUGA
Molecule: messenger RNA, 813 nt
Organism: Acanthopagrus latus (yellowfin seabream)
Lineage: Eukaryota; Metazoa; Chordata; Actinopteri; Spariformes; Sparidae
Product: selenoprotein H-like
Exons: 5
Cellular component (GO): Golgi apparatus
Source: RefSeq, a predicted model, not a curated record